Molecule: messenger RNA, 1020 nt
Organism: Diabrotica balteata
Lineage: Eukaryota; Metazoa; Arthropoda; Insecta; Coleoptera; Chrysomelidae
Source: the annotation of a GenBank genome assembly
AUGAAAACUAAGCCGGGAUACCUAUCUACAGCGUCAUUUAAGAAAGAGCAUAAGAGAAUAUCGACUCUGGUACCAUACAUGGUCUUAUCAAUCAUUGCAUUAGUGGUUUCAACAGUGAUCGUUAGCGAUCUACAUUGGGAAGAACAUGUUUCAAUCAACAGGGGAUUUGUAAUAUUUUUUAGCGGCCUAGUAUUUUUUCCAUCCUUGUAUCUUGCUCUAGUUAAUACUUUUCUAUACACCAACUCAGGAAGAAGGAUUAUCAAGACUUAUAAAUUAAACUAUAGUGAUGUCUAUGACAUUAGUAACAAGCAUGUUUCAGCCGUACAAGCGUUAUUUUGUUGCAUUACGGGCAUUACAGCCGUUUGUUACAGUUGUAACCGUAAUGUACUUAGAACAUCUCACUACAUUUCAGAGGCUUACGCUUGGUUCGGCGCCGCAUAUUUUUUCUAUGACAUUUGGUCCAUGUACAAGGUCUAUAGUGCGAAACUUAGUAGUGAUCAUAUGAACGGAGAUUUGAAAGAAAAGAAAAAGAUGUUUCUAAACGUUUCCAAGUGGAUUAGGUAUUUAAAGAAUAAUUUUGUUAUUGUUGGGCAUCACAUAUUUAUAGGCUGUUUUGGAUUUUUAGUUAUAACGUAUUUAAGGGGUGGUUUGGGAGAUUGCUUUUUUGGAUUUGUGUACUUGAUGGAAGCAAGCACUCCAUUCGUGUCCCUUAGAGGAGUUCUAUCAAAAAUAGGAUUGAAGAAUUCCCUAAUUUACGUUGUAAAUGGACUGGUGAUGCUAGCUGUGUUUUUCAUAUGUAGAAUAGCCAUGUUUCCCUAUGUAAUUCAUAUGUAUGCAAAGUCCAUUAGAGCAGAUUUUAUGUCGGCGGUCUAUACAUUACCGAGAGGAUGUAUAAUAAGCAUAUUGGUGUUAUUACUGCCCCAAUUAUACUGGUUUUACUUGAUGGUAACUGGAGCCACCAAAGUUCUGAGACGCCCAGUUGUCAACAAUAAUAACACGAAAAAUUUGAAGAGUAAAUAG